Impatiens glandulifera is the source of this 1194-nucleotide messenger RNA. Its product is annotated as membrane-associated kinase regulator 5-like. Lineage: Eukaryota; Viridiplantae; Streptophyta; Magnoliopsida; Ericales; Balsaminaceae. Gene Ontology annotation, cellular component: plasma membrane. Bases 61 to 852 code for a protein of 263 amino acids. The transcript is spliced from 2 exons. The record is from RefSeq and is a predicted model, not a curated record.
UCUUUCUCUCUAUACGGUUCAUAACAACUUUUGCCGAACAGCAAACUGGCGCUCCCAACAAUGGACGUAUUUAGCUUUUUAAAAUUCUGGCGGUCUACCGGCGGCGAAGAACUCACCGGAGAAGACGCUCAUUCACUAACAAAUCCAUCGAAGCUUAUAUCUCGGAUCGAUAAACCUCAUACUGUAUACGACGAUGUGUAUGCCGGCGGCGAUGACUCUUUCAUCGAUUUUGAAUUUACAGUUGCAGAUUACGACGACAAAAAGGAAAAAUACGUUUCCGCUAAAAAUACCGAUUCCAAAAGAAUCAACGAUAAUCAGAAGAAGUCGCGGUCAACAAUUCCGUUCUUCAAGUCGUCGCCAAAGUUCCGAGUCUUAAUGUUGUUUAAGAAGUCAAAAUCGAAUGCGAUCUCUAACGAUGACUAUUCUACUUCCACUUCUUCUUCGGCGGCGGCGGCAGCGACUCCGAAUCGUUACAAUCAACGGAGGUCAGAUUCAGAACAGAGUAAGGGAGGUUUCGCUAUUAAAUGUAGAGUCGAAGAGAUUCCGAUUAUAUCUUUCAUUUCACGAGUCAACAGCUGGAGAGAUAAAUCUCAAGUUAGGGAUGGAAUUAGUGGAACCUCGUCGUCGAAUCGAUCUUCUUAUUCGAAGAUAUUAAAUCCGCUUUAUCUGAAGAGGUUCACCGAUAAGACGACAUUGAAAUCGGCGGUGGAGAAACAAGGAGAUCGAGAUCGAGAUCGACCGGCGGCGGCGGCCGUGGUACAAAAGAAGGACGAUUAUUCUCUGCAAAUACAGCAUGAUGAUGGAAUACAGAGCGCCAUUCUUCACUGCAAGAGGUCGUACAGUUCAAAGUAAAGAGAGGUAGAUCAAAUGUAACGAUUACUUGAGACUAGCUAUAGAGAUUUCCGCCAUGGAAGGAAAAGGAGCUUUUUGAUGCAUGGAAUCAUCUAGAACUUUUGCAGGCUGUAACAGAGAAAGAGAUCCAUCCAGAUUGAUGUACAAAGUAUGAGGUUAGCUUUCUAUAAAGCAACUGAUCAGUAAUCAAUACUAUAGCUAACUAGGAUCAGAGUUCUAAGAUUUGUUGGAUUAAUUUAUUUGAUAUUCAAGAGAGAAAUGAUUGAAGAUCUUAUGCAAAGGAUUCAUUUCUGCAUUCCUUUUACCUAUUAAAUUAUUAAUUGUCAUCAUGCUUCUUCUGCA